Messenger RNA from Synchytrium microbalum, 957 nucleotides. RefSeq lists its product as uncharacterized. NCBI's taxonomy places the organism in Eukaryota, Fungi, Chytridiomycota, Chytridiomycetes, Synchytriales, Synchytriaceae. Gene Ontology annotation, molecular function: methylenetetrahydrofolate dehydrogenase (NAD+) activity; methylenetetrahydrofolate dehydrogenase (NADP+) activity. The record is from RefSeq and is a predicted model, not a curated record. The coding region runs from base 1 to 957 and encodes 318 amino acids. Gene Ontology annotation, cellular component: cytosol. The transcript is spliced from 7 exons. Gene Ontology annotation, biological process: purine nucleobase biosynthetic process.
AUGACGGCAGAGACAGCUUGUUCUGUGGUGCAGCCCUCCGAUAUUGCAGCUCCCUUCUUAGAGGAAAUCAAAAACAAACUCGCUGCUGGCUCCGAAAAGCCUUUGCUCGUGGCUUUCCUUGCUAACGAUGAUCCUGCUGCAAAGAGAUACGCGGAAUGGACUGGGCGUACCUGCAGACAGGCUAACGUCGACUUUGAACUACGUCAAGUUCAAAGAACUCAACUUGAAGACGCCAUCUUGGAAGCAAACAGGGAUCCCAAAGUCAAUGGAAUGAUGUGCUACUACCCUGUCUUUGGAGGAACUCAAGAUCAAUACCUGCAAAAUAUUGUCGACAUCAACAAGGACGUCGAGGGCUUAUCUCACCAAUGUCGAGUCAACAUGUACCACAAUGUCCGUUUUCUGGACACUGAACAAAAGCAAAAGUGCAUUCUACCUUGCACUCCUCUGGCUGUCAUCAAAAUCAUGGAGCAUAUCGGUGCCUACAACAAAAUAUUACCAUAUGGCAAUCGACUCUAUGGCAGAACAAUCACAGUCAUAAAUCGAUCUGAAGUCGUUGGUCGUCCAUUAGCAGCAUUACUAGCUAAUGAUGGUGCCAAAGUCUAUUCAGCAGACGAGUUUGGAAUAUUGGAAUUCCAUCGUGGUGAAGGAAUCAGGCUCACAAAACACGAGGUGUUUGAAACAAAAGCUACCAUCGAACAAGCACUGGCUGCAUCAGAUGUAGUCAUCACGGGUGUCCCAACAGACAAGUACAGAGUGGAUACUGCCAAACUAAAGGACGGUGUGAUUGCCAUCAACUUUUCCUCAUCAAAGAACUUCAACGAUGACAUCGUUUCCAAGGCUUCUAUAUACGUAUCAUCAGUUGGUAAAGUCACAGUGUCGAUGCUCCUUCGCAACUUGCUAAGGUUGGCUGAAAAUCAAGCUAUAGCUCGUGAUGAGGAACAUCACUUUAUAUCAUGA